Sphenostylis stenocarpa is the source of this 1692-nucleotide messenger RNA. NCBI's taxonomy places the organism in Eukaryota, Viridiplantae, Streptophyta, Magnoliopsida, Fabales, Fabaceae. The record is from the annotation of a GenBank genome assembly.
AUGUUGAAGCUUCUGGUUAGUAGAGCAGCUAGUGUCUCACCUUCUCGCAACCACAAUGGCGUUGCCGCAUUCAGUUUGUAUAGCUCUGAAUUCAUUUUUAUAAUAUGUAGUAGGUGUGUUCAUUCACUACAAUUUGCGACUGUAGACGCAGAAGAGGUAUCAGGUUCUAGGCCUGCUGAAGUUUUGAACCUGGUGCAAGGUAAAUGGGUAGGUUCUUCAAAUUCGAAUACAGUUGUGGAUCCGUUAAAUGGAGACUCAUUUAUUAAAGUUGCUGAAGUUGACGAAACAGGCAUUCAGCCCUUUGUGGAAAGCUUAUCCAGCUGUCCCAAACAUGGUGUACACAAUCCUUUUAAGGCACCAGAGAGAUAUCUUAUGUAUGGAGACAUAUCUACUAAGGCAGCUCACAUGCUAUCACUUCCUAAGGUUUCAGAUUUCUUUACAAGGUUAAUACAAAGAGUUUCUCCAAAGAGUUACCAGCAGGCUUUUGGAGAAGUCUAUGUGACACAAAAGUUUCUAGAGAAUUUUUGCGGGGAUCAGGUUCGUUUCUUAGCAAGAUCAUUUGCAGUACCCGGAAAUCAUCUUGGACAACAAAGUCACGGUUUUCGUUGGCCCUAUGGUCCUGUGGCAAUUAUUACUCCUUUUAAUUUUCCCUUGGAGAUUCCUGUCCUUCAAUUGAUGGGUGCACUCUAUAUGGGCAACAAACCAGUCCUUAAAGUUGAUAGCAAGGUGAGCAUUGUCAUGGAACAAAUGUUGCGUCUGCUUCACACCUGUGGCUUACCUGUUGAAGAUGUAGACUUCAUAAAUUCUGAUGGGAAGACAAUGAACAAGCUGUUACUGGAGGCAAAUCCACGAAUGACCCUUUUUACUGGUAGUUCAAGAGUGGCUGAGAAGUUAGCCCUUGAUUUGAAGGGCCGUGUUAAAUUGGAAGAUGCUGGAUUUGACUGGAAAAUACUGGGUCCUGAUGUCCAUCAGGAAGAUUACACUGCGUGGGUGUGUGAUCAAGAUGCAUAUGCAUGCAGUGGUCAGAAAUGCUCUGCCCAAUCAUUAUUAUUUAUGCACGAGAACUGGUCUAAAACAUCCUUGCUGUCGAAUUUAAAAGAUCUUGCUGAAAGAAGAAAGUUGACAGACUUGACAAUUGGUCCAGUCCUCACAGUUACGACUGAUUCUAUGCUUAAACAUGUCAGUAAAUUGCUUGAGAUACCAGGAUCAAAGCUGCUCUUCGGAGGUCGACCUUUGGAAGAUCAUUCAAUUCCAUCUAUUUAUGGUGCUAUUAAACCAACAGCUGUUUAUGUUCCUCUUGAGGAAAUUAUGAAGGAUAACAAUUUUGAACUUGUGACAAAAGAAAUAUUCGGACCCUUUCAGAUUAUUACAGAUUACAAAAAUAGUCAACUAUCAGUUGUAUUGGAUGCUUUGGAAAGAAUGCAUAACCAUUUGACAGCUGCUGUAGUUUCGAAUGAUCCUUUAUUUGUACAGGAAGUCAUUGGCAAGACGGUAAAUGGUACUACGUAUGCUGGUUUAAGAGCAAGGACCACCGGAGCUCCACAGAAUCAUUGGUUUGGACCCGCCGGUGAUCCUAGAGGUGCAGGAAUUGGUACUCCAGAGGCCAUAAAACUUGUAUGGUCUUGUCACAGAGAAGUUAUCUAUGAUUUUGGGCCGGUGUCAAAGAAUUGGGAAAUUCCUCCAUCUACUUGA